AUGUCUUCAGGAGACUAUGAGUCAAGACGCCGGGUCAGGACCGAGGAGCAGCAGCACAGGAAGAGGCUGGUCGACCGUGUGAAGCAAAAAAGCAACCGAUAUGAGGCGAAAACCAGGCUGCAGUCCAUCCAAUCCGGCAUCGAGAAUAUCCAGCAGACUUUGGAGCUUCUCUCCACCCAAGUCCAAUGCGCUUACCCACCAAUAGCGCCUUCUCAGGCUGCUGCAUCGAGUAGCUCCGAUGAGUACGGGUCCCAUCCUGCGUUGUCGGCAUACACAGCAACAGCCAUCGAAAAUCCCUUGCUUUGUAUCCAGAACCCCCCAAUGGCGUAUCACUCGCAACCCGCCCUCUGGUCUCUCGAUGCUCUUCUGCUAUCACCAAGCACGAGUUUACAACUGGCCCCGUUCCAGUGCCGAUGCGGGAUAGCGCAUUCCAAGACGAACGAGUGUAUGGAGCGACAAGUUCAUGCCAUUUUGUACGAGAGAAACAUUCGCCAAUUACAGCAGCCACAACUGCAUCAUAACCUUCUACCGCGCAACCCGCCUCUUCCGGGUUGGUCAGGCUUUGAGAACUCGUUGAUUGAAAGCUCGUUGGUGUCCAUCCUUCGCGGGUACAACUUCAAGUCUACGGAGACGCUAUUCGGGUGCUACUUCUUUGCCUACCGACUUCUACGGUGGCGCUUGCGCUCAGAUGAAGAGUCCUUCGCCGAUCUACCCGGCUGGCUUAUCCCCACGACGACGCAAUACACAGCGCCCCACCCCGUCAGCAUCGACUUCAUCCCCUGGCCAGGCAUCCGUGACUACCUAUGCCUGAACCAGAACCAGGAUUAUCGACAAGUGAGCAAGAUUUACGUCGAGUCUCUCUACCUAUCUUGUCCCAAGACAUGCCCUGUGUUCGGGCUCGGACCUUGCCGCAGGGGCUCGGUCUCGGUUAGUGAUGAGUUUGCGAGUGUUGCUUCCCGCUUGGAGAAUUGGAGCUUAGGGUCGCCAUUCAUCGAGACGUUUCCACACUUAGUGAAAUACUUAUAG
This is a messenger RNA of Clonostachys byssicola, 1026 nucleotides long. Lineage: Eukaryota; Fungi; Ascomycota; Sordariomycetes; Hypocreales; Bionectriaceae. The record is from the annotation of a GenBank genome assembly.